Molecule: messenger RNA, 2450 nt
Organism: Bufo gargarizans (Asiatic toad)
Lineage: Eukaryota; Metazoa; Chordata; Amphibia; Anura; Bufonidae
Gene: NAGS
Product: N-acetylglutamate synthase
Exons: 7
Coding region: 647-2122 (491 amino acids)
Biological process (GO): L-arginine biosynthetic process
Cellular component (GO): mitochondrial matrix; cytoplasm
Molecular function (GO): acetylglutamate kinase activity; arginine binding; L-glutamate N-acetyltransferase activity, acting on acetyl-CoA as donor
Source: RefSeq, a predicted model, not a curated record
UGUGAUUUUCUGUUACAAGGCAAAUAUGUGCAUUGAACACUUGUACGUAGGAUUUAUAGCCUAAGUGGACGCAUAAUUGACAUUGCCUGGGAAGACACUGCACAAAAUGAAUGCUUCCUCAUUGCAAAAUUUCUCUUCACGCGCUGGGAUUCAAUUAUUAAUCUGAUGUUCCUGCACAUGAGUCUACAGGAGAAACCUCAGGUAUGCUAACCUUAUGAAAUACUGAGACUCCCAAACCAUGUAUUACAAUGUCCAGUUUUGAUGACUAAUAUGACUCAUUGACUUCAGUUAAUUUGAGGACUUUGAAAUGCUUACUCUGGUUGAUCUUCUACAGAAACUUAAAUUUUGUGUACCACGUUCCCAACCAAAAUAAUGUUAUAUUCUUAUUACCUCCCACUCAUGGAUUGUCACUCCUCUAUAAAAGGACCUACAGUGUAUUCUAAUCUAGAAAAGUCCACAGCCUCUAGUCAUCUCUCAAGCCCAAGCCUAGCCCCACCUCUACUGAUGUCAGACAGCCUUGACUAUAUAAGCUAAGAAUUGAGUGUGAGAGUCUAUGGACACAAAACGUUUCCUGAAAAAGUGUACAACAGUGCUCAGUAAGACCUGGAUAAAGCAGGAGAAAAGUGUGACACAAACCUGAGUCUUCAUGACAGCUGUACAAGGAAUUUCAGCAUUGUCCUUUCGUCAUUGUCGCUUUUUAAGUGGUGGAACGUGCUCUGUGCUCCAUCAACGUGUAAGAAUUAGGGAUGAUCAAACCAGAGAAGAACUGAAAAAUCCAUCUAAUCAACGGGAGGCCUCUAAGGAGUCAGGUGGCAUCUCCCCCCUGGUUGACCGUUCCUUGGUGAGGAGGGAUAUUCGAGCCUUCUUAAGAGAAUGUGGUGGGACACCUAAUGAGGCACGUCACUGGCUUGCACAAUUCCAGGAGAUGCAUUCCAUUUACCAAAAGGUCUUUGCAGUUGUUGAGGUGGAUGAAAAUGUGUUCAGCUGCAAGAGGUCCUUGACAAGUGUCGCAUUCGCCCUGUCUUUUCUCCAGAGGAUGGAUAUGAAGCCAUUGGUGGUGAUGGGUUUACCCAGCACAUACUGUGCCCGGCCUUCAGCUCAUGAUGCCAAGUCUUUGCUGGUCCACAACUGCCAAAGUUUGGUGGAUUCCAUCCAUACCAACUCUGGGACUGCUUUGCCCUUUUUCAAUGGAGGAUCUGUGCUGAUGGCUCGUGAACAAGAUGGCUGCUAUGGAACAGUUUCAGGGGUGGACACCGAACUGCUCACUUGGUGCCUCAACUCUGGUAACAUCCCCAUCAUCUGUCCUAUUGGAGAGACACCUUCUGGCCGUUCUGUUCUUUUGGACUCCUUGGAUGUAACCUCAAGCAUCUCACGGGCCUUAAAUCCACUUAAGAUCAUCUUCCUCAAUACAGCUGGUGGUCUGAAGGACUUGAGUGAAAAUGCUGUAGGACACGUGAAUCUUCCAGCAGACUUGGAACUGAUGAGGAAUGCCGUAUGGAUGAGCGAAAGACAGCGCAGGCAAGUGACUGUCAUUGUGGAUCUCCUGAACCGCCUGUCACCUUCUUCUUCUGCUGUCAUCACAUCAGCCCAAACUCUGCUUAGCGAGCUUUUCAGCAACAAAGGUUCUGGGACCCUUUUUAAAAAUGCAGAACGAAUGUUAAGGUUCGAUUCCCUCCAGGACAUAGACACAGAUCGCCUGAUCUCCCUGGUGAACACAUCCUUCCAGAAGAAGCUGAAGGAGGAUUAUAUCAGCAAUGUGGCGAAGCGAAUGCACUCGGUCUAUCUUUCUGAAGGGUAUAAUGCAGCUGCUAUCAUCACCACAGAACCCGUGCUGGGAGGAACCCCUUAUAUGGACAAGUUUGUGGUCAGUUCUGGGAGACAAGGGCAAGGGUCUGGUCAGAUGCUGUGGGAGUGCGUGCGACAAGACCUGAAGACUCUGUUCUGGAGAUCAAGAGCCACUAAUCCUAUUAAUUCCUGGUAUUUUAAGAACAGCGAUGGCAGCUUUUCGAACAAGCAGUGGAUAUUUUUCUGGCUGGGUCUGGCAGAUAUCAGAGAUUCAUAUGAACUUGUGAACCAUGCUAAGGGCCUGCCUGAUUCAUUCUGCAAAAGCCCCAUCUCCUGACAUAGAUGGAUGCCACCUGCUGGACAUUCGUCAGUACUACAUCCAUACCACACUUCCAUACAAAUGGAUAUUUUCUAUCUCUAUGUACUGUAUACACGUAUAGGAAAUAUAACUGGGGUGGUUAACAGAUUAAUUAUUUUACACCUAUGUAUUUAAAGUCUUAUUGUAUGUCUGUGUAACCUAUACUGUGAACUUUAUAAAAAUAUCUGUAAUAAGCUUGAUAUGAUGCUGUAAUAUACCCUUAUCAUUGACCAUGACCUUUUAAAAUGUCCUAUGAGACACAUUUAACUGCAUUGUAUAAAAUAUAUAUAAUAAUUAGCUUUCUAAA